Molecule: messenger RNA, 977 nt
Organism: Zychaea mexicana
Lineage: Eukaryota; Fungi; Mucoromycota; Mucoromycetes; Mucorales; Lichtheimiaceae
Product: Rrp15p-domain-containing protein
Exons: 5
Coding region: 47-667 (206 amino acids)
Biological process (GO): maturation of 5.8S rRNA; maturation of LSU-rRNA
Cellular component (GO): preribosome, large subunit precursor
Source: RefSeq, a predicted model, not a curated record
UUUUUUUUUCUUUCUUCUUUCACUUUGAAACACUCGAUUAAAUACAAUGGCCAAAGAUACAAAGAAAUUAAAAAAGCAAGAGGAAUUUUCAGAGGAAGACGAGGACCAGUUUGACGAAUCCGAUCUCGAUCUCGAAGCUGACGAUGAAGACGAUGACGACGAUCUCGAUAGCAACGACGAUCCUAUGGAACAAGACGAUGAAUUCGAUCUUGACCAGGAACAAAAGUCCAGCAAUGCAAAGGGAAAGAACUCGAGCGAGGCAUUCUCGGAAGCAAUGACAAAGAUCUUGGCCAGUAGUUUGAAGGGUUCGGAUAAGAAGCAACCCAUCAUGGCUAGAUCCAAGGGCACAGAACGAAAGAUCGAGGAUGAAAAGUUGGAAUAUAAGGCGCGAAAGAUGAUGACGGCUGAAAAGAAGGCACAGAAAGAACGAGGUCGAGUCAUUCCAGAUUACACAUCAUUUGAUUAUGAAAAACGGUUAAGAAAGGUGGCUACGCGUGGUGUGGUCAAGUUGUUCAAUGCAAUCCGAACACAACAAAAAGCAACAGAGGUAGCUGUUACAAAGGUAUCAGAAAAACACAAGGCGUCAUCAGCCAUUGAAAAGGCACGAAAUGUUUCCACCAUGUCGAAAUCCAAUUUCUUGGACUUAUUAAAAACGGGCUCUUCAUAAUAAAAUUAUCAUCUGCAUCUUAUUACUAUUACACGGAACCAGGACGACUAUGGUUACCUACAAUCAUUGGGGUGUUAGUAGUUUGCUUUGACGCUAUAGAGUAUGCUUGAUCCAGAACAGCAAGACAAGUCAGCAUUACGAUAGAACGCGGUUCACGAGUGUUGGCGAAGUUGUUCGUAUGCUGGCAGAAAUUGGCGCUCACAUAGUUAAAAGAGCUAGUCGUAACCUCUGCAUUGCAUCUACUCUAUAUUUUCCUCACACAGCUAGAGUGAUCGGAACACUGGAACCCAGAAAAGAGCAGGACAAAAGG